UAUGUAGUGAGUGUGUGUGGUGUGUGUUUGUAGAUAAUGACGUCACAGUUUAACCACACAGUCACUUCUCUCCCUCACCUCCUCCACUCUCCUCCAUUACUCCAUUAGACUCCAGUACCCUCUCCUUCCAGUGGUCAGUAGUUGAAGGUGAUGGCUGAUAUUAAAGAUAUUCAUCAGUACCCAGUCUCCAGUGGCUCUGGUAUCAGUGAUGAAGGGAAUCAGCUCUCCAAGCACAACAUUGUGUGUCUACCAACAUCACAAGUGUCUAAAACUGAUGAAUUAACUUCUCAUUCUCUCUCUCCUUAUUACAAACCACUGGUCGUUAGCCCCUCCCCCUCCAGUGACCACGCCCCCUCAAUCAAUACCUCAUUAGCUGGUCCUGUUCAUUUAUUUAAUGAGGCCACACCCACUAAUCCUCCGUUACUAUUGGGAGGGAAUGAACCCACUCCCACCUCAUCAAACCAGUCCUUUAUAAAGGGAGCAACCAGUAGCCCCGCCCCUCCUAUCAAUAGCCCCGCCCCUCCUGUUACUACCAGUAUUGGACCUGGUGUUUCUUUGGCGGUUCAGUUGUGUCCAGUCGGUCCUAAGGAGAGAUGUACCCCAUCCCAGGCUCAGGCUAUGGGCCAGCAGGUCCUGUCUCUGAUGGUGUCCCAUGAUAACGACAAGCAAUCACUUCCUUUUGAGUUGCAGAACACGUUUGAUGUGUUCCACCGAUGUCUUGCUGUUGCUUACGGAACCUUCUUCAUCAACCUCUACACUAAGGCCAAUGCUCCAUGCCUCUUGUGUCAUGGCUGCAAGUCACUCUAUCCUCCUGGCCAGUAUAUCCAUCACUCCUGCCCUGCCCUCCCUCCUAAUAUUGUACCUUGUCGCUCUCGAAUGUGGAGACGCUGUUUAGUACCUCUGGUAUCGCAGGACAUUGAUAAAAAGCAGCAAAAGGAAAGAUGGAAGUUUGUCAUUGAGAAGUUCUCUCAUACCAAUAUGGGCGUGGUCAGGAGAAACCGCGCCCCCAUAGAUGCUGAGCCGAAUAUCCUAGACAUGCCGGAAUGCAAGAGAGGGAGGUUCCUGAAAUCACCUGCCGAUAAUGAGGGGUGUGGCCAUUAUGGUACUAAUAAUAGCUGUGACAUCAUUGAAAAUAGUAUUGAGGAUGUUACUAAUAAUAGUAUCAGUGUUACUAUUAAUAGUAACAGUGUUACUAAUAAUAGUGAUGAUGUCGUCAGUGAUGGUAAAAGUGGCUCCCCUCAGUUUAUUAAUAAUGAAUUCUUAAUUAAUCAGGCUGAGGAUUGUGAAGGAUCAGGAGAAGAUUCCAGCGAAUUGCAGGACCACCCCACACACAGAGCAGUAGAGGUUGUUGAGGAGUUGGUUGGUGAGAUCAAGAGGUUGGAUAAUCAAUUGCAAGUGACAAGAAAUGAACUAAAAGAGACUCAGAAACAAUUGAACAUAAUCACUAAAUCAAGUAAUUUGUCUGACCAGUUAAUCCAGUCAUUAUCAGCUCAGGAUGCUCUGACUGCUGAGAGAGACAGAGCCAUUGAAAGAGCUAGAGCUGCAGAGAGAAGAGUAGCAGCUCUUGAGAGACAUAUAUACAGUAUACAGAAACUGCAAGAUGAGGUAUUGUCAUAACAUCAGAAAGAAGGAUUGUAUUAUUAUUAUUAAUCAUUAAUUAUUAUUAUUAUUGAUUUUAAAAGAUGAUUUCGG
This is a messenger RNA of Amphimedon queenslandica, 1692 nucleotides long. RefSeq lists its product as uncharacterized. The transcript has 10 exons. Gene Ontology annotation, molecular function: SMAD binding. The record is from RefSeq and is a predicted model, not a curated record. Lineage: Eukaryota; Metazoa; Porifera; Demospongiae; Haplosclerida; Niphatidae. Bases 151 to 1617 code for a protein of 488 amino acids.